Molecule: messenger RNA, 4790 nt
Organism: Achroia grisella
Lineage: Eukaryota; Metazoa; Arthropoda; Insecta; Lepidoptera; Pyralidae
Gene: siz
Product: IQ motif and SEC7 domain-containing protein 2
Exons: 23
Coding region: 504-3656 (1050 amino acids)
Biological process (GO): regulation of ARF protein signal transduction; actin cytoskeleton organization
Molecular function (GO): guanyl-nucleotide exchange factor activity
Source: RefSeq, a predicted model, not a curated record
UGUCAGUCUGUUGUCGUGUUCCAAGCAAAAUACUGUGAAUGUAAUGUCACUUUACCAACUGGAUUUGUCGUGAAACUGCUGUGUUGUGUUAUAUUUACUUCAAUUGUGACUGAAUAUUGUAUGAAAUAUUAAGCUUAGAAGCCGGUAAAUGCAGUGAAGUGUUUGUUUGUGAUUUUUAGUGACCGUUUUUGUGUUGAAUCGUGUCUUGAAGCUAAGAUCGCCGCGAUUACUUCAAGUUCGCCGGCUUAUCAUGUUGUGGAAAUGCUGCUAACUUCUGUGAGAUGCCGAUGUAGGCUGAGCGGCCAGUGCGAAACAGUGAAAUGCGGAAAUAAACAAAAAAUAUCUGUGAAGUUCUCAAUUUAAAUUCCAUAUUAUCGACUAACGGCGAGUGCGUGACGUUUUGUGCUGUUCGAAAUUUAAAUGCGCGAACGCGAUUGGACGGCGUGCAGCGCCUCGUGAUUAGUGAUGUGCUGUGUCGAUUGUUAUAGUGAUCGAUAGUCGAAAUGGCGACAAUGGAUCUCACCAACGAGGUGGUCCGACUGCGGGCCGAACUGGAGAAGGUGUCAACAGAGCGGGACAUGCUGCUCUGUGAAGUUUCUAACCUGAGAAGGGAGUUAGAGCUGAGCGAGUUGAAACACUUGCAAGAUGACAGCUUCUCACAGAAAGUGGACGAGGAAGAGAGUGGAGGCGGGGGUGCGUUACAUCCACCAGACGGGUUCUACUCCCACAGCCACUCGAUCCACAGCGGUCACCAUGGUCACCACGCCGAACCUGACAGAGGUUACAUGGAGGGCAAUAGAUACGUCACUGCUGUCCAUCGGCCAUUGCCUGCAUUAAAUCAUUCAAACUCGUCAUGUUCGUCAGCGUCGAACGCGUCUACUGGCGCGGGGCUCUGCCCGGGCGCGACGGAACCCGCCCCGCCGUUGUACAUUGCUGCGCCGCCCGAGGGAUUCGGUUUAGCUGUACAUACCAACAGGCGUGGCACAGACGUGUCCAUCAUUGGGACAACAGGAAUUACACAAAAAGAUCCAAGUUUACCCCAAAAAAGGGGUAAAUUGAUGAGAGGUCGUUAUGAGAUGUCCCAAGAUCUACUCGAUAAGCAAGUGGAGAUAUUGGAAAGAAGAUACGGAGGCCUAAGGGCCAGAAGAGCGGCCGUGACGAUUCAGAGAGCGUUCAGGAGGCGACAGUUGUUGAAGAAGUUUAGCGCCAUCACGGCGAUGGCUAAAGCGGCAGACUCCAACACCAGGAGGCUGCAAGACGGCCCUGAUCACGGGCAACUAGUCAAUGGUACAGAUAUCUACGCAAACACAUUACUACAGAAAAGUCCCGCUGGUCAGGAGAAAAUGCUAGCAAUGACCAGGCCAAUGCGGUCCAUGUCGCUGCGAGAGCGACACGACAUAGACCUCAGUAACCAUUUACAAUGUGAGGCUCAAAACGAAGUGGAAGCAAUGGUCGCCAGGGUGCAGCACUCGGCCCAUCAAAUCCACAUGAUCGCUGCUGAAAUGCCUCAUCAUCACCGCAGCGACACCGACAGCGGGAUGUGCAGUUGUUCCGUAAGCGGAUCAGUCACCAAUAUAUCGACAUCGUCCUCACACAAUGAUUCACUGCACAACCAUCAGCUGAUGAACAAUUCAGGUCCUAUAUACGGCAAUCUGUUGUCAUCAGGAGGUAAACCACUGUCAUCGCCGACAGCUCGACAACAGCAGCAACUGGCUGCUAUACAAGCUGCCAACGCUCGACGGCUGCCUCCCGAAGUUCCGAAGAGAACUAGCAGCAUAACGCUGAAUGCGGAGAGUCCAGUGUCGCUUCGUCGAGCUGAAUGUGGUGGUGCCGUGGUCCGUGGUGGCUCAAUGUCCUCGGUGCAGUCGAGUUCCUCGUCAUCCUCACAAGAGCACCGUCAUCAUUACCACCAACCAUACCAGCCAAGAGCUCCGGAGCCACACGUGCACAUCCAAGAGCAGCACUUCCAACACCAGCGUACAGCAUCCGGGACGGUGUAUGAAGGACCCGAGCGGUACGCAGUGUGGAAACGGCAAGAAGCGCCCCCAUACUACGAAGCGCCUCCUCCACCAGCGGCGUGCUGUCGACCCCAACAUGAACAUCAUCAGAUACGUCAUCAGCCGCUAAAGGUGUCGGAAACUGUCCGUAAGCGACAAUACCGCGUGGGAUUGAACCUCUUCAAUAAGAAACCAGAACGGGGCAUCGCGUAUCUGAUCUCGAGGGGUUUCCUGGAGAACUCCCCGCUGGGUGUCGCGCGGUUCCUCAUCACCAGGAAGGGGCUCAGCAAGCAGAUGAUUGGAGAGUACCUGGGGAAUCUGCAGAGUCAAUUCAACAUGGCUGUCUUGGAAUGUUUCGUGAACGAGCUGGACCUAUCAGGCAUGGCCGUGGACGUAGCAUUACGGCGAUAUCAGGCCCACUUCAGGCUGCCUGGUGAGGCGCAAAAGAUAGAACGCCUGGUAGAAGCGUUCGCUCGUAGAUACUGCAUUUGCAAUCCUGACUUCGUACAGCGUUUGCGUACUCAAGACACGAUAUUCGUGUUGGCUUUCGCCAUAAUAAUGCUAAACACGGAUCUGCACACGCCCAACUUGAAACCUGAGGCGCGGAUGUCUCUCGACGACUUUGUGCGCAAUCUGCGCGGCAUCGACGACUGUGGUGACAUCGACCGAGAUAUGCUGGCCGGCAUAUACGACAGAGUGAAAUCCAGUGAAUUCAGACCCGGCAGCGACCACGUUACACAGGUGAUGAAAGUGCAAGCAACAAUAGUAGGCAAGAAGCCGCACUUGGCUCUUCCCCACCGUCGUCUCGUGUGCUACUGCCGACUCUACGAGAUACCAGAUAUACAUAAGAAGGAACGGCCCGGGGUACAUCAGAGAGAGGUGUUCCUGUUCAAUGAUCUGCUGGUGAUUACGAAGAUCUUCAGCAAGAAGAAGUCAUCUGUUACGUAUACGUUCCGGCAGUCGUUCCCUCUGUGUGGAAUGUCUGUAAACUUAUUCGCUGUGCCACAUUAUCCAUUCGGUAUUCGACUCUCUCGACGAGUGGACGGACGUCGACUGGCGACGUUCAACGCACGCAAUGAACACGACCGCUGCAAAUUCGCAGAAGACCUACGCGAGAGUAUCGCGGAGAUGGACGAAAUGGAAGCGAUGAGGAUCGAGGGCGAACUGAACAGAGGGAAGGGCAGAACUGGAGGCAAUAAUAGACAAGUAAUGGAGAACAGAGACAGCGGUGUAGCGGACGUCGAAUUAGACCACCAACAGUGUAUGGAUCACGUGCAUAUGCAUGGCGUGGUGGUGCCCCCACCGCCCACGUGUCCGGCGCCGGCGGCCCCCUCGCGUAUGUCCAAUCCACCGCCGACGACUAUCAUCAAGCGCAACGUACUCUCCAACUCGCUGGUUGAUAUCAAUGAUCCAGUGGCGCUAGCAGCAGAACGCUUACAACGUCGCGGGUCAGUGGGAUCUCUGGACAGCGGCAUGUCUGUAUCAUUCCAACAAGGCAGCCGCAACGCACUCCACGCCACCUCACCGAGACAUCCAACCGACCAACGAUCACCAGGUCGCCUCUUCAGUGGCAUGUUCCCUGGUCGACAACGGAAACUAAGCGCAUCAGGUGUACCUGACACUAAACAUGCCCAGGUCGGAAAAAGUACUGAGGUUUAAAACGGUCGACAUGUCGAAACACGCUGCGGACGCAUAGAGACGCCAUUUUGCAAACAAAACAAUUAAUUUAUUGUCUAUACUUUUCAAAUGCAUCAUAGACUAAAUGCGUUCAGUUAUAGCAUUCGAUAGUUCAGACUUUUCUGAAGUUGAUCUGAUUUAUAAUCUCUUAAGUAUCUUAUAAAUAAUAGUGAAUUUUGUGAUUUUGUCCUUGGAAUUAAAGUAUAUAUUUAAAGUUAUAGAUAUAAACAUAAAUUUGAAGUUAUAUUACCCAGAGAGACUGGGCACAAAGGAGUUUACGAGGAUACCUCUGUCUCCACCUAAUUUUGAUACAGAGGUAUUUAGGCCUGUGGGGUACCGUGAGGGUCACACUCAAUUUUGUGAUGUUCGAGACGAUGUUUAGACAUUUUCCACCCGGAAGGUUAUUAGCUUAUUUGCUAUUCAGCAGUUAGAUAAAAAAUUGGAGUUAUAUAAAAACAAUCUGGAAUUGUUAAUCAACUUCAAAGUCUGAAAUAUCAUGGUUCGAUUUAAUUCUAAUGUAUAUUAAAAUUGGUUUUAUAGUGCCAUCCUUCUUGUAUCUUUUUGUAAGAGAUUGUGUAUAUGAAUUUGACUUUAUUUAUAAUAUUAACAAUUAUUACCGGCUCUUUAUAUUAAUUUGAUAGAAUUUGCGUACGUAAUAAUCAAGAUUUGAAUUCGCAUGCCGCUAAAUAUGAUACCGAAACCUUAAGACACCUAAUCCAUAAAUACAUCAUAUAUCUAAUAAAUCUUUUAUAACAAUUGAAAUAUUUUGUCCUUCUCAAUCUGGAUAUUUUCUUGAUUAAAAAAAAACGAUACGAUUAAGGGGUAAAGGAGUUAAACUUACUUUGUUGUAAGUUGGUAUUUAUACGAAUAAAUUUAGUACAAGGAUUUGCAAUAAAAAAAUUAAUACAAUGCAUGAAUUCUAUUAGGUAAAAUGUAUUGAAAUUUGACCAGCCGGUCUACUCUGGAAGCAAUUCCGAUCCAAUGACAUUUGAUUGUCCGUUUCGCACCUGUUAAACUCUAGUAUUGUUAAUUCAAUGUUUUGUGGUCAAAGAACUAACCGGCAUUGUUACCGAUUUCGUCAUAAUUACGACUCAAAUAAUAUCUACGAGGUAAAAA